AUGAUUAAUGCUAAUUGUGGUUUCUGUCAGACAGGAGUUGAGAGUAUAUGCCAUGUUUUGUUUACUUGCCCUAAAGCGAAAGAGACAUGGGACCUCUCCCAAAUCCCUUUACCACCGGCAGGUUUCUCUCCUUCCUCAGUCCUCUUAAACCUGCAUUACCUUCUGAGAUGCAACAGGUCACCGAACAUAGCCAGUAAUAUCCGUCAAAAAUUUCUUUGGAUCUUAUGGCACCUGUGGAAAGCACGUAAUGCCCUUACCUUUGAGCUGACACAGUCUGAUCCAUCAUCAAUCAUGCAGCGUGCUACCGAAGAUUCAGAGACCUGGUUUAAGGUGGAUGCCCCUGUUACUCAGUCUGAUGUUCCAUCUCGAGAAGAAAGGUCCGUAGGCCCCCAAUGGAAGAAACCUAUGCCUCAUUCCCUGAAGUGUAAUAUUGGAUGCUGUUGGGACCCUGUCAGUGGUAAUGUUGGUGCCUCCUGGCGGAUACGUGAUCACGCUGGAUCGGUUCUCUUUCACAGUCGGCGUUCCUAUUCGAGGAUCUCAUCUUUGGCUGAAGCUGAGCUGCUCAGUUUCAUCUGGGCCAUCGAAUCUACACAGGGCCUGCGGUUUGGAAGAAUGCUAUUUGAAUCCCCCCUUCUCCAGGCUAGGAAGGUCCUCCUUGAACCUCACCUAUAUCCGCAGCUCCGGCCGCUGGUGGACGCUAUCUUCUCCUUCCUCCGUACCUUUGACUCUUGGAGUCUUGAACACAUUGCCUUCUCAGCUAACAUGGUUGCUAAUGCUAUUGCUCACAGUGUGAUCACAGGCUACUGGUAUCAGUAUCAGUCCUACAUCGCCAGAAAUGGUCCGGUUUGGCUGAACAACAUCACCUCUGCUGAAGCUUUGGCGACAUAA
Messenger RNA from Microthlaspi erraticum, 888 nucleotides. The record is from the annotation of a GenBank genome assembly. NCBI's taxonomy places the organism in Eukaryota, Viridiplantae, Streptophyta, Magnoliopsida, Brassicales, Brassicaceae.